Messenger RNA from Trichogramma pretiosum, 1480 nucleotides. RefSeq lists its product as uncharacterized. Bases 235 to 1464 code for a protein of 409 amino acids. The transcript has 7 exons. The record is from RefSeq and is a predicted model, not a curated record. NCBI's taxonomy places the organism in Eukaryota, Metazoa, Arthropoda, Insecta, Hymenoptera, Trichogrammatidae.
UCGUGCAAAGUAAAACAUCGUCGUAUAUUGCUAAUGCAAACAGAGGCUGAGCUUUGUGCGCGUGUACCGAUUUUUCUUUGUAAAUAUAGAUUUUCGAGGACGAUGCGCUGCUGCUGCUGCUCGGCGUGAAAAAUCGAGGGUCUCUCGGCGGCGCAUUUUUGGAACUGAGCGAGCUUGUUUCUUUGCAGAGGCACAGAAAAUUUUAUCGAUCUCAAAACCAUCCCCGUCGCCGCCAUGGACAAGAAGUCGCAAACCGUCAAAUCCGAGUCGAAAGAACCAAGUCCGACCCAAUUUCCGUCUUCGUUCCCAUCAACGAGAAAAAUCAAGGAGUUGAUGGCGCAGGCGGUGUCGGUGCCUACCGCCAAAAAGUCCGUAUCGGCCAGCUCCUCGGCCUUGCCGACGCUCACGGAGAAGCCCGACGUAAAAAUCAGCACCACCGCCGCCGCCGCCGCCGUCUCGCCGGUCGUUCGCGCGAGCGUCGCAUCAUCCGUCGUCUCCAAGGAGGACAUCGAUAACGACGCCCCGAUUAAAGACGUCGAAACGAAGUCUGCAGCGGCUGAGCAGAAAAACGUCUCGGAAAAACCGAAGAGAUUGCCGGUCAUCGAACCGACGCCGAGCAAACCGAUGGUCGAUCCGGCGGUGCCCCGCACGAGAGCGCCGCGACCGGCGCCGUCCUUCGCCGAGCGGCCGCUGGUGCUGGCGACGCAUCUCGUGCCGUCGCUGCCCGUCGGACUGUUCGAGGUCGUGGCCGAGGCGAUCGAGGCCGCCUGCAACAGGCCCUGCGUGAUCGUGCACGAGGCCAGACGAGAUCGGCCCGUGGCCAAGGAGGUCGUCGAUAUCGCUAUUUUACCCACUGACUCGUCGUGGGAGGACGGCCGAUUGUUGCCGAUCGGCUUCGUUUUCGAGCAUCGGCUCAACAAAGACUUUUCGCCGGCCGUCUACGCGGACGUCGUCGUCGCCACGGAUCGAGCGCCCCACGUCGAGGAAUUAUUAGAUCUGAGGGGUCACAGAUGCGCCCUGCCCGACAGAAGGUCCAGUCGCGGAGUCAGCGCCUUGCUCUUCAAUUAUCUGCGCCUCAAGGGCGAGGGACCCAGUUUUUUUGGAAAUACUUUGGAUGCCAGUUCUCACGUGUCGGCGCUUCAAAUGGUCGCCGGCAAGCAGGUCGAGGUGUGCGUGCUCGAGUCGCCGGUCAUCCGCUUCCAUCGCAAGACUCUGCCGGGCGUCUACUCGCUGCACAUACUGAGCAGUCUGGGGCCGCUGCCGCCUUACAAGAUAUUCGCGAAUAAAAGAAUGCCACCCGAGACGGUCAACAAAAUAGAAAAAUAUUUGCUGCAGAUACGUCAAGAUACAGAGUGGUUGGAAAAGUUUACCCCAUACAGCGUGCUCGGCUUUGCCGAGUACAGCAACAAGCUCGGUGAAAUACCAGAAAUAAAAUCUGUGCCUACCAGCGCUCCGUACUAUUAACAUGUUGUAAAAAAUA